Messenger RNA from Porites evermanni, 500 nucleotides. Lineage: Eukaryota; Metazoa; Cnidaria; Anthozoa; Scleractinia; Poritidae. The record is from the annotation of a GenBank genome assembly.
GUAAUCCAGAAAUCGAACUAUUCAGAUCCAAAAGGACCGUAUAUAGAUGAACCUAUUGCAGACGAGGAAUGGCUAACAGAAUACAACCGAGAACUAGAAGAAAUUGAAAGGAGAAACCAGGAGUUACAAAACCGCUUUGACAAGAUUGUCGAACCCGAGACUUGGUAAGUGUUUGCUCUAUUUCUCACCUUUUAAUUAUUAGCCUGAAAUCUUAUCGUACUAAGAUCAUCACUUGCCGAUAAAAAGAAAAGGAUAAAAGUUGUAUUCUUCAACUUAAAUACUACGUUCCUUCUUUUUAAUUUCAAAGGUGCUCAUGUGGCAAUUGUGCUCUUGAUCAGCUCCAAAAUUUCGGGGAAUGCCUCUGCUGCAAGGAAAUCGAAAAGUGCGUCGAAUCACUUGGUAGUACCGCCGUUCUGAAUGAGGUGGAAAUCGGUCCCGAAUGUAUUACAUUGCAUCCAGGUUUCAGUGUCGUUUGCCUUAACAGAUGGUCUCUCCGAUGA